This is a messenger RNA of Manis pentadactyla (Chinese pangolin), 7437 nucleotides long. It is a transcript of the gene ADAMTS9, whose product is annotated as ADAM metallopeptidase with thrombospondin type 1 motif 9. The record is from RefSeq and is a predicted model, not a curated record. Gene Ontology annotation, biological process: extracellular matrix organization; proteolysis. NCBI's taxonomy places the organism in Eukaryota, Metazoa, Chordata, Mammalia, Pholidota, Manidae. Gene Ontology annotation, cellular component: extracellular matrix. Gene Ontology annotation, molecular function: zinc ion binding; metalloendopeptidase activity. The coding region runs from base 607 to 5952 and encodes 1781 amino acids. The transcript is spliced from 38 exons.
GUCUACCAUUUAUUAUGGCCCCGUUCUCUAAUGGCGUUGUGCAAAGCACUUUACCUAUACCACUUUACUUAAUCUUUACCUCAGCUUGGUGAGGCGGGUACCAUUCUUACCUCUGUUGUGUCUGGAAAAGGAGCUGGGCUUUCAGAGGUGAAACAGCCUGCUCAAGAUCUCAGUUAGACCGUAAUGAUGGUCCAUGUCUUACACUGUGACCCAUUUCUCUGUGCAGGUGUGAUGUGUAUGUGUGUGGGGAUUAGGGUGUGACAGAGAGAGAGAAGUCUUACUUAAUACUAUCAUUCAAAAAGUCCUCAAGGCUAACUUUUUAAAUUAAUUAUCCAAGUCAAUGGACAUUUGAUUUUCUGGGCUAGAGGACAAAUCAUUGUCAAGUUCUGUUAAAAACACAAAGAUUAGGGAAUCUGAAAAGGUGGAGAUCGUAGACAAUGGAAGAUGCCUUAUUUUUUCAAAAAAGCUUAUUUGGGUUUGAUCAUCAUUGCUAUCAUGGCCUUUUGGUGUCACCUUCCAAAUCAGCAAUGCCACCUUCUAGUCUUCCUUCUGGUUUUUGCUCGCCAGUGAUCAGUGAUGCGGCAGGCUCUUCCUUCACCCUGAGUGAUGCUCAGGGGCCCAGCAGUUUUGAUCGGCUCUUCCGAAGGUUGCUGCUGGACUACGCCACUCUGGUUUCUCUCUUCCAGCUGCUUCUGCACCCCUUCUUUGAAUUCAGAUGCAGGAGGCUCAGAACAGUUGGAAAGAACUUUGGAAUAUGGCACAAUUCACCAGCAGCCAUUGGAGGGACGGACCAGCAGGUCACGGAAACCUCCGAAACCAGAACACAGAAAUAGUCACAAUAAAGACAAGAGGAAAAGGAGAACAAGAAACUGGGGAGAAAGGAGUAGCCUGGCUGUUGAUGUGGCAUUAUUAAAAAGCAGCUUGGCAACAAAGGCGCUUUCUGCCUAUGGGAACAAGACGGGCAGCACAGGGGAGAAGAGGAGCCGCAGAAGAACAAAACGUUUUUUAUCCUAUCCACGGUUUGUAGAAGUGAUGGUGGUGGCAGACAACAGAAUGGUUUUAUACCAUGGAGCAAACCUUCAACACUAUAUUUUAACUUUAAUGUCAAUUGUAGCCUCUAUCUAUAAAGACCCAAGUAUUGGAAAUUUAAUUAAUAUUGUUAUUGUGAACUUAGUUGUGAUUCAUAAUGAACAGGAAGGACCUUCCAUAUCUUUUAAUGCCCAGACAACAUUAAAAAACUUUUGCCAGUGGCAGCAUUCAAAGAACUAUCCAGGUGGAGUCCAGCAUGACACUGCUGUUCUUGUAACAAGGCAGGAUAUCUGCAGAGCCCAUGACAAAUGUGACACCCUAGGUCUUGCUGAACUGGGAACCAUUUGUGAUCCCUACAGAAGCUGUUCUAUUAGUGAAGACAGUGGAUUGAGUACGGCUUUUACAAUAGCUCAUGAACUGGGCCAUGUGUUUAACAUGCCUCAUGAUGACAACAAUAAAUGCAAAGAAGAAGGAGUAAAGAGUCCCCAGCAUGUUAUGGCUCCAACAUUGAACUUCUACACCAACCCCUGGAUGUGGUCAAAAUGUAGUCGAAAAUAUAUCACUGAAUUUUUAGACACUGGUUACGGCGAGUGUUUGCUCAACGAACCUGAGUCCAGACCCUACCCCUUGCCUCCACAACUGCCAGGCCUCCUUUACAACGUGAAUAAGCAAUGUGAAUUGAUUUUUGGACCAGGUUCUCAGGUGUGCCCUUAUAUGAUGCAGUGUAGACGGCUCUGGUGCAAUAACGUGGAUGGAGCGCACAAAGGCUGCCGGACUCAGCACACGCCCUGGGCUGAUGGGACAGAGUGUGAGCCCGGAAAGCACUGCAAGUUUGGAUUUUGUGUUCCCAAAGAAAUGGAGGUCCCCGUGACUGAUGGAUCCUGGGGAAGUUGGAGCCAUUUUGGAACCUGUUCAAGAACGUGUGGAGGGGGCAUCAGAACAGCUGUUCGAGAGUGCAACAGGCCCGAGCCGAAAAAUGGUGGAAAGUACUGUGUAGGGCGUAGAAUGAAAUUUAAGUCCUGCAACACAGAGCCAUGUCUCAAGCAGAAGAGGGACUUCCGGGAUGAACAGUGUGCUCACUUCGACGGGAAGCAUUUUAACAUCAAUGGUCUGCUUCCAAAUGUGCGCUGGGUCCCUAAGUACAGUGGAAUCUUGAUGAAGGACCGGUGCAAGCUGUUCUGCAGGGUGGCAGGGAACACGGCCUACUAUCAGCUCCGAGACAGAGUGGUAGAUGGAACUCCCUGUGGCCAGGACACCAACGAUAUCUGUGUCCAAGGCCUUUGCCGGCAAGCUGGAUGCGAUCAUGUUUUAAACUCAAAAGCCCGGAGAGAUAAAUGUGGAGUUUGUGGUGGUGAUAAUUCUUCAUGCAAAACAGUGGCCGGAACAUUUAAUACAGUGCAUUAUGGUUACAAUACUGUGGUCCAAAUUCCAGCUGGUGCUACUAAUAUCGAUGUGCGGCAGCACAGUUUCUCAGGGAAAUCAGAGGAUGAUAACUACUUAGCUUUAUCAAGCAGUAAAGGUGAAUUCUUGCUAAAUGGAGACUUCGUUGUCACCAUGUCCAAAAGGGAAAUCCGUGUCGGGAAUGCCGUGAUAGAGUACAGCGGGUCUGACAAUGCCGUGGAAAGGAUCAACUCCACAGACCGCAUCGACCAAGAGCUUUUGCUUCAGGUGUUGUCUGUGGGAAAGCUAUACAACCCUGACGUGCGCUAUUCUUUCAAUAUUCCGAUUGAAGACAAACCUCAGCAGUUUUACUGGAACAGUCACGGGCCCUGGCAAGCAUGCAGCAAACCCUGCCGAGGGGAGCGGAAGCGAAAACCUGUUUGCACCAGGGAAUCUGAUCAGCUUAUAGUUUCCGAUCAAAGAUGUGAUGGGCUGCCCCAGCCAGGAUCUGUUACUGAGCCCUGCGGCACAGACUGUGACCUGAGGUGGCAUGUUGCCAGCAGGAGUGAAUGCAGCGCCCAGUGUGGCUUGGGUUACCGCACACUAGACAUCUACUGUGUCAAAUAUAGCAGGCUAGAUGGGAAGACCGAGAAGGUUGAUGACAGUUUCUGCAGCGGUGACCCCAAGCCAAGUAACCAGGAAAAAUGCUCAGGAGAAUGUAACACUGGUGGCUGGCGCUACUCUGAUUGGACUGAUUGUUCUAAAAGCUGCGAUGGUGGGACCCAGAGGAGAAGGGCUGUUUGUGUCAAUACCCGGAACGAUGUCCUGGAUGACACCAAAUGCACACAUCAGGAGAAAGUCACCAUUCAAAGGUGUAAUGAGUUUCCUUGUCCACAGUGGGAAUCAGGAGAUUGGUCCGAGUGCUUGGUCACCUGCGGGAAUGGGCAUAAGCACCGUCAGGUCUGGUGUCAGUUUGGUGAAGAUCGAUUAAAUGAUCGAAUCUGUGACCCUGAGACCAAGCCAGCCUCCAUGCAGACCUGUCAGCAGCCAGAAUGUGCGUCCUGGCAGGCGGGUCCCUGGGGACAGUGCAGUGUCACUUGUGGACAGGGAUACCAGCUAAGAGCAGUGAAAUGCAUCUUUGGGACUUACAUGUCUGUGGUAGAUGACAGUGACUGCAAUGCAGCCACUAGACCAACUGACACCCAGGACUGUGAGUCACCGUCUUGUCACCCUCCGGCAGUGGCCCCAGAGGCGAGGAGAAGCACACACGGUGCACCCAGAACCCAGUGGCGGUUUGGAUCUUGGACACCAUGCUCAGCCACCUGUGGGAAAGGUACCCGGAUGCGAUACGUCAGCUGCCGGGACGAGGACGGCUCUGUGGCUGACGAGAGCGCCUGUGCAGCCCUGCCUAGACCAGUGGCAAAGGAGGAAUGUUCUGUGCCUCCCUGUGGGCAGUGGAAGGUUUUGGACUGGAGCCCUUGCUCCGUGACGUGUGGACAGGGUAGGGCGACUCGGCAAGUGGUGUGUGUCAAUUACAGUGACCACGUGAUCGACCCGAGUGAGUGCGACCCAGACUAUGUCCCAGAAACUGACCAGGAGUGUUCCAUGUCCCCGUGCCCUCGGCGGACGCCAGACAGAGGCCUCGCUGAGCAUCCUUUCCAAAACGAGGAUUAUCGUCCCAGGAGCGGUGGCCCGAGCCGCACCCACGUGCUCGGUGGGAACCAGUGGAGGACCGGCCCCUGGGGAGCGUGUUCCAGUACCUGUGCUGGUGGGUCCCAGCGGCGUGUUGUUGUGUGUCAGGAUGAGAACGGAUACACCGCAAACGACUGCGUGGAGAGAAUAAAACCUGAUGAGCAGAGAGCCUGCGAAUCUGGCCCUUGCCCUCAAUGGGCUUAUGGCAGCUGGGGAGAGUGUACUAAGCUGUGUGGUGGAGGCCUGCGGACGAGACUGGUGGUGUGUCAGCGGCCCAGUGGUGAACGGUUCCCAGAUUUGAGCUGCGAAGUUCUUGAUAAGCCUCCAGAUCGUGAGCAGUGUAACACACAUGCUUGUCCUCCGGACGCUGCGUGGAGUACUGGCCCUUGGAGUUCGUGUUCUGUCUCUUGUGGUCGAGGGCAUAAACAACGAAAUGUUUACUGCAUGGCAAAAGAUGGAAGCCAUUUAGGAAGUGAUUACUGUAAACACCUUGCUAAGCCAAAUGGGCACAGAAAGUGCCGAGGAGGAAGAUGCCCCAAAUGGAAGGCUGGCGCCUGGAGUCAGUGUUCUGUGUCCUGUGGCCGGGGCGUGCGCCGGAGAAGUGUGGCCUGUCAGGUGGGAACGCACAAAGUGGCCAGAGAGACGGAGUGCAACCCGCACACCAGACCAGAGUCGGAGCGCGCCUGCCAAGCCCCGCUGUGUCCUCUCUACUCUUGGAGGGCAGAGGAAUGGCAAGAAUGCUCCAGGACCUGCGGUGAAGGCUCCAGGUACCGCAAGGUGCUGUGUGUGGAUAAGGAUGAAGGCGGCGAGGUGCACGGCAUGCUCUGCGACAUGAGCAGGCGGCCUGUGGACCGCGAGAGCUGUAGUUUGCAACCCUGCGAGUAUGUCUGGAUCACAGGAGAAUGGUCAGAGUGCUCAGUGACCUGUGGAAAGGGCUACAAACAAAGGCUGGUCUCCUGCAGCGAGAUUUACACGGGAAAGGAGAAUUACGAGUAUAGCUACCAGUCCACCAUCAAUUGCCCGGGCACCCAGCCGCCCGGCGUCCAGCCCUGCUACCUGAGGGGCUGCCCCAUCUCAGCCACCUGGAGAGUCGGCAACUGGGGGAGUUGCUCUGUGCCCUGUGGCGUCGGAGUGAUGCACAGAUCCGUGCAGUGUUUAACCAACGAGGACCAGCCCAGCCACUUAUGCCCCACUGAUUUAAAGCCAGAAGAAAGAAAAGCCUGCCACAAUAUCUAUAACUGUGAGUUACCCAGGAACUGCAAGGAGGUAAAACGACUGAAAGGUGCCCGUGAAGAUGGCGAGUAUUUCCUGAUCAUCAAAGGGAAGCUCCUGAAGAUAUUCUGUGCAGGGAUGCAGUCUGACCACCCCAAAGAGUACAUGACGCUGGUCCAUGGCGACUCUGAGAAUUUCUCUGAGGUUUACGGGCACAGGCUGCACAACCCAACCGAGUGUCCCUACAAUGGGAGCCGACGUGAUGACUGCCAGUGUCGGAAGGACUAUACAGCAGCGGGCUUCUCCAGCUUCCAGAAAAUCAGAAUAGACCUUACCACCAUGCAGAUAAUAACCACUGACCUACAGUUUGCGAGGACAAACGAGGGGCAUCCUGUCCCUUUCGCCACUGCUGGGGACUGCUACAGCGCUGCCAAGUGCCCACAGGGUCGUUUUAGUAUCAACCUUUAUGGAACCGGCCUGUCUUUAACUGAAUCUGCCAGGUGGAUAUCACAGGGGAAUUACGCCGUCUCAGACAUUAAGAAGUCUCCGGAUGGUACCCGAGUCAUUGGGAAAUGUGGUGGUUACUGUGGGAAAUGUACUCCAUCCUCUGGAACUGGCCUGGAGGUUCGAGUUCUAUAGUUAAGGUGCUCUGAAGAGGAAGCCAUUAUGGGAUGGAUGAAGGAUAGUAAUGCAAUACCUCCACCUUAAAUUUGUGUGUGUGUGUGUGUGUGUGUAUGUGUGUGUGUGUGAGGACCUUUAUGCUUGUGUGUGUAUGUGUGUGUGUGUGUGUGUACAUAUACAUGCACACGCACACAUAUAUUCAUGUAUAUAUAUGUGUGCGUGUGUGUGUAUAUAUGUGGAAUAUCCUAAUGAUGUAUAGUUUAAUAUUUAUGUUUGGAAUUAUUUAUUGUGAUGUAAUAUUUUUGUACGUAAAAUGAUUCUAUUGUGACUGCCAUUUUCAUUAUUUUGUCCCUUGCAGUCAGACCACUGCAUUUUACGUACUCUACAUUAUAUGUAGUACUAUGACAAAAGUGAUCCUUCAUUAUCACGGUACACUAUUGUUUACUUUCUAUCUGUAAAUGUUUCAUUGUUACCUUUUUAAAAAUUGUGAUUUGUUUUUUAAAACAACCUAGCUGCCAUCAAGGUGCUACAGGAGUUGUGUAAGAGUAUUUUGGCGUUUUUAGGAAAGUAUCAUUAGCCAAUAAGUAAUUUAGUGACGUCACAGAUUAUAUCAGCUAUUAAUUAAGUUAAGUAUCUACUCAGUCUUAUGUGAUCUCUGGGAAAAACUGCCUUGGUGCCUUGGUGCUAAUAUUGUAUGUAUUUAAGUGAUCAUCAGACUCAGAAGUUGUAAACAGUUUUAAUAGAAGAGAGGAGCAGAAGGACAGUUUCCAGUGGACAGAAUCACGUGGGCAAAAUAAGACCAGCUGUCUACCCUUAUUUUUGGACAUGCCUAUUUUAGAACAGUUGGACUCUUUUCUUCUUAUUGUUCUUGUUAGCAGUGCUUUGCUUCAGUUCAUGGUGCCUUGGUCUCUUUGCGGUGAAUUGGACAGUCUCUUCAACCAGCUUCAUUGCAGAGUGAUAUUGAUAAAGUGAGAUCCUCUCAGUAUUUUGCCAAAAUAUUCUAAAAUGGUGUCCAAGUUUACCUGUUAAGACAGAGGAUGCACAGGAUGGGGGUGACCUUCAGCACCCCAGCACACCUGGAGAAGUUGUGAAGCAGUUUUCAAUCAUCCAAAGUGCCUUUUGCAUGAAAACAUUGCUCAGUGACCCGACUUGUCUUCAGGCCAUCGAGCCUCACACCCUGGCAGUGUUGAUGCCUGCUGCAGUAAUUUGCAUUUGUGAGAAGAAAUGAACUGUGGAGUAUGCGACACCGUGGUCUCUGCCCUUCCAACCUGAUUGAAGGGAAGCCAUCAACAAUGGCCUGUGGUGGACACUCGGUUUGAGAAAACCCUGCCCACUCCCCAACCCCAGGAGAUUAGGGAAAACCUGGCAGUAUUCUCCAACUCCAAACAAACUCAAGAGUGUUCUAAGAGAAACUGUACUCAGUGUAUGGAUAAGUGUUAUUCUACAUUAUUAAUACAUUGUGAAAAUAUACUAUGAAUAAAUACCAUGACCACAUCCAAACAU